Molecule: messenger RNA, 826 nt
Organism: Nematostella vectensis (starlet sea anemone)
Lineage: Eukaryota; Metazoa; Cnidaria; Anthozoa; Actiniaria; Edwardsiidae
Exons: 5
Coding region: 164-511 (115 amino acids)
Source: RefSeq, a predicted model, not a curated record
GCAAGCCACAAGACCAAGACAAGCAAGCCGCAAGACCAAGACAAGCAAGCCGCAAGACCAAGACAAGCAAGCCGCAAGACCAAGACAAGCAAGCCGCAAGACCAAGACAAGCAAGCCGCAAGACCAUGUUAGGAGGAGCUAUAGCCUAUAAGGUGACCCAUAAAUGGGUUCCAGCACAGGCCAAAUGACUAGUUUCCCCUUGAUGAAUCAUCCAACAUCAACGUCAGCAACCUCAAUCACAGUGCGUCAAAUGACUAAGUUCCUCUUUGGCGAGUCAUCUAAGACUGAUCAACUACUCGAGGGAGCCUGGGUGACAAUUGCUCGUUCUGAAUUGAUGACAUGUCCGCUGGACCAUCUUGCUCUACCAAGGUACGCUCUCAAGGAGGCGUUCACUGGGAUUACAGACGUGUCGAAGAUUAGUCGCACAGCCUUAGAUCUGGUGGAGCUACAGCCGCAGCCAAUAACGGGAUUCCCGAUAGACUGUUUAAACGUCAUGGCAAUGGUCGAGUGAGAAUGCUAAAGACGGCUAUGUUAAAGACAAUCUAGACUCACUUUUAUCUGUUUCCAGAAACUUAGGAAUUUAAUUUGCCUUGCCCAGCUGGCAUAAGAGGUGCGGUCCUUAGGGCUGGGGUUUUCCCCGUGUUUUCAAUGUGUAUAAGUGCUGCGGAGCACAUAGGGGUUUUUCACCCUUUGGAAAUUCCGCACGCCCUCUUUUCAGAUAUUAUCUAGACAAGGUAUCAGUUUUUAAUAUGUAAACACUGACUCACCCAGUAUGUUUGUAAAUACAACUAAUAAAUGCGCUUCUCAGCCGAGCACACGACAAAUA